Molecule: messenger RNA, 1273 nt
Organism: Anguilla rostrata (American eel)
Lineage: Eukaryota; Metazoa; Chordata; Actinopteri; Anguilliformes; Anguillidae
Gene: ndufs2
Product: NADH:ubiquinone oxidoreductase core subunit S2
Exons: 12
Coding region: 8-1273 (421 amino acids)
Biological process (GO): mitochondrial electron transport, NADH to ubiquinone
Molecular function (GO): oxidoreductase activity, acting on NAD(P)H; NAD binding; quinone binding
Source: RefSeq, a predicted model, not a curated record
GACCCGGAUGGUAUUUACGUCAGGCAAGAUGGCGGCGGCGGUGCUGAGGUCGCUUACCAAACUGAGACGUCCUUCAGCUCUUAUUUUUCACAAUAAUUUAAUAACCCCUGGUUGUACUGUUCUGCAAAAUAGACAGAAGCAGUGGCAGCCAGAUGUUGAGUGGACGGAGCAGUACGCGGGAGCGGUCAUGGUCCCCAGCGCGAUCACAGAGAAAUGGGUCCCCCCACCAUGGAACGAUAAGGACCCGCCGAUGGAGAAGGCCGUGUCCAAUCUGACCAUAAACUUCGGGCCGCAGCACCCCGCGGCGCACGGCGUCCUGCGGCUGGUCAUGGAGCUCAGCGGCGAGUCGGUGAAGAAGUGCGACCCGCACGUCGGCCUCCUGCACCGCGGCACGGAGAAACUCAUCGAGUACAAGACCUACCUGCAGGCGCUGCCUUAUUUCGAUAGGCUGGAUUACGUGUCGAUGAUGUGCAACGAGCAAGCCUACUCCCUGGCCGUGGAGAAGCUCCUGAACAUCCAGGCCCCGCUCCGUGCCCAGUGGAUUAGAGUGCUGUUCGGGGAGCUGACUCGCAUCCUCAACCACAUCAUGGGCAUAACCACACACGCCCUGGACAUCGGGGCCAUGACUCCCUUCUUCUGGAUGUUCGAGGAGAGAGAGAAGAUGUUUGAGUUCUACGAGCGUGUUUCGGGAGCGAGGAUGCACGCUGCCUAUGUCCGUCCUGGGGGAGUUCACCAGGACAUGCCUUUGGGGCUGAUGGAUGACAUUUAUCAGUGGUGCAGGAACUUCUCCCUGCGCGUUGAUGAGGUGGAAGAGAUGUUGACCAACAAUCGCAUCUGGAAAAAUCGCACAGUCGAUAUCGGCGUGGUGAAGGCUGAGGACGCCCUGAACUACGGCUUCAGUGGCGUGAUGCUGAGGGGUUCCGGCAUUAAGUGGGACCUGCGGAAGUCCCAGCCCUACGACGUGUACGACCAGGUGGAGUUCGACAUCCCCAUCGGGAGCAAAGGAGACUGCUAUGACAGGUACCUGUGCAGGGUGGAGGAGAUGAGGCAGUCUCUGCGCAUCAUGCACCAGUGUCUCAAUAAGAUGCCCGAGGGGGAGAUCAAGGUGGACGACGCCAAGGUGGCCCCGCCCAAGCGGUCCGAGAUGAAGACCUCCAUGGAGUCUUUGAUUCAUCACUUCAAACUGUACACCGAGGGGUACCAGGUUCCCCCUGGGGCCACGUACACUGCUGUGGAGGCCCCCAAGGUGAGCGCCCCCUACUGGUGGUGGUGA